Ogataea angusta is the source of this 702-nucleotide messenger RNA. RefSeq lists its product as uncharacterized. NCBI's taxonomy places the organism in Eukaryota, Fungi, Ascomycota, Pichiomycetes, Pichiales, Pichiaceae. The record is from RefSeq and is a predicted model, not a curated record. The transcript has 2 exons. Bases 1 to 702 code for a protein of 233 amino acids.
AUGUCAGACAAGGUUGCCGUACUACAAUUACUCCAUCUCCUCCACCAUCGUCACAUACCUGAUCGUGGUGCGGCAAACGUACCGCGCAAAGCCGGUCUCGCUGAUCUUCUCGCAGCCAUUGACCCUGCUCAGAGACGACAACGUCCAGUACCUGCUGCUGGCGCUCGUGUUCCGGGUGUUUUCCGCGCGCAGCGGAAACUCCUCCACGCUGUAUCCGUUCGCCGUGUUUGCGUUCUUCCACUGUCUGGGCUACUUCAACACCAACGUGAUCGGCUUUGUGCCGUUCUUCACCAAAGACCAAAAAACCCGCUACAAGGCCGCCAUCGGCCACUUUCUGAAAACGUACAACGAGCAGUCGCUUCUCGUCGCGGCACACAUGGAGGUGCUGCUCGUCACGGCGUACGUGCUCCCGCUGCUGAAAAUGGUGAUUUUCUUGCAACUGCUGCGUCCAGCGUACUUUGUGCGAAACCUGCAGACGCUGGCGCUGCUGGCCGUCGUGGUGGUGUUCAACAAGCUCAGAUUCGACCAGUCCAAGUACACCCGCGCGCUGGUGACGCAGUACGACGCGCGCAUCGUCCAGACGCUCUCGUUGCCGGUGGUGCCGCCUGCGGUGAGAAACACCGCGUUCGCCCUGCGCCAGACGCUCGUCCACCACCUGUCGCAGAUCCAGCUGCCGAGAAAGUGAGACGCGGCAGCACGUAG